GAUUAUCAUUUAACGUAUUCUAGAAAAGUUAGGAAAACAAUAGCUAAUAUGAAUUUAAAUUUUAUUGGCCUUACUCUUGAUCUCGAAAUAGAUUACAACACACAAAAAUACAUUGAAUCAAAAAUGCAAAAUUUUCCGAAAGAUGACCUCAACUCGCCUUUUAUAAAAUUGGAGAUCUCUCCACAAAACUUUAUUUCAGAAGAAUUUAAAGAACAAAGGUAA
Entrophospora candida is the source of this 222-nucleotide messenger RNA. The record is from the annotation of a GenBank genome assembly. NCBI's taxonomy places the organism in Eukaryota, Fungi, Glomeromycota, Glomeromycetes, Entrophosporales, Entrophosporaceae.